CCCAGGCUCAGUUUUGCUCAUGCUUAGUAACAGAGUGUUGUAGUGAGAGAAAAAGCUCUGUAUAAAACAAACCCCACCACGGCACCAGCCUGCACCCUCUAAUGAGUCUGGCUCACUUUUCCAUGGAGUUCAGUCUCCUAAGAUGUGCUGAUUAUCGAUCACAUGCCCUGGAGCACUUGGGAGCCCCAGGCCUGGAAUCCACCCUUCUUAAUUUCCCUAUCUUAAUAUCACCUAUCUUAAUUUCCCUUUGAGUUCCUCCUCUGGGUUCCUCCAAGAAGCCCCACUUUGGUUGGGGAAUUCUAUUUUGUGAUCAUCCUCCUCCAGAGAGGAGCAAGACCCCUUUUGUUACUGGACCAUCAGGAAAGGCAGCCUGCUCCUCUGGCUUUCCCACUGUGGCUGUCUUUGUCCUGCACCCAGACACAUUUCCUAGCACCAUGGAGACCUCGCUCUUCCUCCACUCUCCUGAGGCUCUGUCCACAGACCUUUGCCUGGAAAACAGCAGAGCCCUUCUGGAGGGAUGUAACAUUUCCAACAGUUUUUCUGAUAGUGCAGACACCAUUCUUGUCCUAUGCAAUAUGAGCUAAAUCAGCCAAUCUUUUCUCUGUGUGUGUUUGGCAGCUGGGACAAUGACAGAGCAGUGUCAAGAGGGUGCUAGUGCUACACUGCUGGAACCAGAUAAUCAUCUGAGUCAGCUUUGCUGUGCCAACAUGGUCAUGAGCUCCUAAAGUUCUCUGUAGGCAUCAAUGGCUGAUUCCCAUGUCCAUGAAGAACUGAGUCCUAUUUUAGCUGUCACUGGUAUUUGGGAAGCUGUGAUGUAACAGAACCAAUUCCCUAAAGACUUGCUGGAAGGGAUGCUCAAGCACAGAAGAGGAGCCCAGGUCUGGAAUGGCACCAUGCUCCACCCUCUGCUCUGCACAUUUAUGCACCGAUGGCCUUUGGCGUCCCACGGAGGAAGCCCCCACUGCAAGUGGGACCCAGCAUGGCUGGGUGGGCACAUGGGUGGCCAGCCCGACUCACAGAUUUUCCCUGCUCCAGUUGCUGUGGCAGAGGUGAGAUCUCCUGUUUGUCCAUGAUGCAGAUGUUCCGGGAAACACAAGUGUGUGACAAGCAUGGUCGUCCUCCAUCCAUUGCUGUGACUUCUAGGCAAGUGGUCAACCUAAUGAUCUUCUGAAUCGCUCAUUCUGGGUUUUCUGCAGAGUCCUUAGGUCAGGGGAAAGAAAAUGACAAGCCACGUCCUGUUCUCUGUCCUCUCAUGGUAUCAUAUCAUUCAUGGUAUCGAACCCGGUGCCAUAUCAGGACACUGCUCUCAUCGGGGCUCUGGACGGUUUCCUCUGCAGGGCUGUGUGGUAUCCUUGACACUGCACUUUUUCCAUUGUGUCACGGCUUUCAGCAAUGUUUCCAUCAUGUCUCCAUCCUUGGUUGCUCUCUCCCUCUCUAAAGAGGGCUGAACCCAGGGAUCCCACACUAGGCACCGCAAGGGACACUCUGCAACAGUCCUGCCUGACUCCUACAAUUCAUCUCCACCCACCAGGACCAUGAAGACCUUCACAGCAGCCCUUGCUGUACUUUUUGUGGCUGUCUUCUGCUACCAGGCUGCCUCUUCUCCAAUUUCUCUCAACUUUUAUGGUCCCUGCUGUGUUGAGUACAUCACCAGACCAUUGCCCUUGAGCCUUGUGGUGAAGUAUGAGCACACAGGCAGACACUGCUCCCCACCAGCUGUGAUAUUUACCACUGUCAAGAACAAGCUGGUCUGUGCCAACCUGAAUGACAAGUGGGUCCAGGACAUCAUGAAUCAAUUAAAGGACAAUGAGCACAGUGGAUGAGCAAUACCCUGCUCUCUCCAAGCAUCACUUCUGCAAGGACCUGCUCUCAUGGACACCUCUGAGACAUAUUCCAUUUUCUCAUUGCCUGGGAAUUUGGCAGGGAGGGUAUUCAACUCAGUGUUUAGCUCUUUUAUUUAGGAUUAUGCAAAGGUAGUCUUAAUUUAUUUGGCAUUUUCAGUGAAGCCCUUCAUUCUCCUUUGUACUGAAUGUGUUAAAGUUAUUGUUGUAUAAUAAAAAGGAGCAAACCCUGCA
Corvus hawaiiensis (hawaiian crow) is the source of this 2075-nucleotide messenger RNA. Its product is annotated as C-C motif chemokine 5-like. The transcript has 3 exons. Gene Ontology annotation, cellular component: extracellular region. Gene Ontology annotation, biological process: positive regulation of GTPase activity; cellular response to interleukin-1; chemokine-mediated signaling pathway. Bases 1536 to 1823 code for a protein of 95 amino acids. Gene Ontology annotation, molecular function: CCR chemokine receptor binding; chemokine activity. The record is from RefSeq and is a predicted model, not a curated record. Lineage: Eukaryota; Metazoa; Chordata; Aves; Passeriformes; Corvidae.